AUGGUAAAUGUCCUAAACCAUAAUAAUGAUUGUAUAAUAUGUAUAUCUUAAUAUAUGGAUAAAAUUGUAAAAUAUACAUCUUAUUCAUCCUUUAUAUAUUUGAUUCAAUUGAUCUUUCGUCUCUUAAAGGGAAUCUCUAAUUUAAUCAAAAUUGCUGUUUUUCAGAUUAAUUGUUUGAUAUUGAUUAUUGAUUAAAGUUUAUCUAAGUAUUUACACUCUUAAAUUAAUACAAGGAUUUAAUAUUUUGUUUUAUAAGUAAAGCUAAAAUUAAAAAUGUUUUUACCACUAUUUCUCAAUUAUUCUUAUAAAAUAAUUAUAAUGUAGAGUCUGGAGAACUAUUAAUUUGAGCUAAUAAAAUUCAAAAUUUUUGCAUAUUACCAAUUUAAUCAUUUAUUGAGAAUAUUAUUAGCAGAUCUUAAUCCCUAUUAUUUUAUUCUUAAUACUUUAAUCAUCAAAAGGAAAGGGUAGUUUAUUAAUUAGAUUCAUGGAUUUAAGCAGAUAGAAUAAAUUACUUGA
Paramecium tetraurelia is the source of this 516-nucleotide messenger RNA. RefSeq lists its product as uncharacterized. The transcript has a single exon. The record is from RefSeq and is a predicted model, not a curated record. NCBI's taxonomy places the organism in Eukaryota, Ciliophora, Oligohymenophorea, Peniculida, Parameciidae.